Linum tenue is the source of this 657-nucleotide messenger RNA. The record is from the annotation of a GenBank genome assembly. NCBI's taxonomy places the organism in Eukaryota, Viridiplantae, Streptophyta, Magnoliopsida, Malpighiales, Linaceae.
AUGCACGACCACGAUAGAAGAUUGCAUGGUCCCCAGCAACAGCCGAGAUUCCUUCCAAGACGCAAACCAGUGACUUACUUUGAUCCAAUCACAAAGGAAAAGAUCGGGUACCUGCAUUCUGAACAACCUCCAAAGAAGACUCUGAGUGAGAUCAAAGCAAAACUUGGUGGUCAGCCAACUGCUCAAAAGCAUCCAGAGUAUCGCCGGAACCUAGCUAUGUCGUCUGUGCCACAGUUGAUCGCCUCUGCGGGAGCUCCUAAACAAGGAACAGCACCGCCGGCGUUUGGGCCUGCGGCUGCGGCUGCGGCUGCUACUUAUCUUCCCACUUUGUGGGUUGAUCAUGAUUUCCUCACCCUCAAGUGUGAGCAUGCAUCAACGGUUGAACUUCAACAUGAAGAGUUGAAAAAACAAGUAAGAAAGAUGUUGAAUGCUACUGCUGCAACAGUCGAUCAAGCUUGUCAGAAAUUGCGAUUAAUUGACGCUGUUCAGCGCUUAGGUCUGGGUUACCACUUCGAGAGUGAGAUCGAAGCUGAGUUAUCGAACAUGAUGAUGUCGUCGUCUCCCGUUUCCGAAUCCGUUGCUAAUGAUCUCAACUCAGCUGCCCUCUGGUUCCGUCUCCUCAGACAAAAGGGCUUUCAUGUCUCCCCAGGUAAUUAA